This is a messenger RNA of Mytilus californianus (California mussel), 669 nucleotides long. Its product is annotated as calponin homology domain-containing protein DDB_G0272472-like. The record is from RefSeq and is a predicted model, not a curated record. Lineage: Eukaryota; Metazoa; Mollusca; Bivalvia; Mytilida; Mytilidae. The transcript has 3 exons. Bases 193 to 669 code for a protein of 158 amino acids.
CAAGCAUCCUUGACGUACUCUGAGCUUGAACAGCGUAACAGAGAAUGUGAGGAAGAAUUAGAAAACGAAAAGGUUAUUGUUAAACUGUUCGAGUUCGAAAAAGAAGAUCUACAAAGACAAGUGGAGAAAUUGAAAAUUGAAUCUGAGUUGAAUUGCGAUAAAAUACGCCAAGCAGAGGAAAAAAUUAUUGCCAUGAACAGAGAAAUCAUUUCUAAAAAUGUACACAUCGAUAGUCUUAAGUACAGGAUGGCUACUUAUAGUAAAGAACUGAAGAAAAAGGAGAAAACUAUACAGAAUCUUUCCGACAACUUUUACAAAUUGAUGGAUGCUCAUGAAAAAAAUAGCAUUGAAAAGGAAACACAAGAUAAGAAAAUUAACAAGAUAAUAGAAAAGUUUAAUAUAACAUCAAAACUUCAAAGAGAGCUUGACACCGAAAGGAAACAGCAUGCAAUAUUCUUGAAGGAAUUAAGUGAAAGUGAACAAUUAGCUGUAAAGGAAAAACGGAAUGCAGAAGAUUGCGCAAGAAAAGCAGACAUAGAAAAGAAAAAGGCAGAAAAUGACGGAGAACUGGCUAAUAUGAAAAUCAAACAAUUAGAAAAAGAAAAACUGGACCUUCAAAUUCAAAAAGACGAAAUAAUUGAACAACAAAAGCUUGCAAAAACAGUUUGA